AUGGCUCCCUCUGCUAUCGAGAGGAUCACGUCGACAGUGUCAUCUUUUUCACCCGACAGACCUCGGAUCCUUGUCCCUGAGAAAGUCUCCUCGGACGGUCUCGCCCUUCUUCAAGACAAAUACGACGUAGACAACCGCACCGGGCUGUCCCCCGAAGAUCUCAUCGACGUCAUCCCCAACUACCACGCGCUGAUCGUGCGAUCGGAGACGAAGGUGAACGCGGCUGUACUUGCAGCUGGGAAGAAGCUCCGUGUUGUGGCACGAGCUGGCGUUGGGGUGGACAACAUUGACGUAGACGCAGCGACAAGCCAAGGCAUUAUUGUCGUCAACUCGCCUUCCGGUAAUAUCCUCGCGGCUGCCGAGCACACGAUUGCCCUCCUCCUCGCUACGGCACGAAAUGUUGGCCGUGCAGAUACCACAAUGAAAGACGGGAAAUGGGAAAGGAGCAAACUUGUCGGCGUUGAAGUUGGCAGCAAGACGCUCGGGAUCAUCGGACUCGGCAAGGUGGGAAUGAAGGUUGCCCGGAUGGCCAUCGGCCUUGGCAUGACGGUGAAGGCGGUUGAUCCAUAUGCCAGCGCCGAGAUUGCUCGCCAAGCGAGUGUCGAGCUUGUGCCUGAUCUCGAGAGCCUGUUACCGAUUGUGGACUUCCUGACAAUCCAUACUCCGUUGAUGGCAAGUACAUUGGACCUAUUGAAGGAGAAGGAGUUCCAAAAGAUGAAGAAGACUGCCAGGGUCCUGAACGUUGCACGGGGCGGAGUGUAUAACGAAGCUGCCCUUCUUCGUGCCUUGGAUGAGGGGUGGAUCGCUGGAGCUGGUCUCGACGUCUUCACCUCAGAGCCUGUCAAAGUCGAUUCGGUGGCCGCUCAGUUGUCUCAACACCCCAAGGUGGUCGCUACACCGCACUUGGGCGCGUCCACGGUCGAAGCCCAGGAGAAUGUCUCGAUGGAUGUCUGUACGCAGGUUGUCGAGAUCCUCCGGGGCGGACUGCCGACGGCAGCUGUCAACGCGCCAUUGAUUAUGCCGGAGGAAUACCGCAAGCUGCAGCCGUUUGUGCGGCUCAUCGAGAAGAUGGGGGGCCUGUACACGCAACAUUUCGUUGGCGGCAGGGGCGGCAUGGUGGGUGGCCGGCAGUUCGAGCUCAUUUACCAGGGCGACCUGGCAGGCAUCUCCAACACACGGCCGCUGUUUGCCGCUUUGGUGAAGGGUCUUGUCUCGUCCAUCAGCGACUCUGGCGGACGUGAUGUCAACAUUGUGAACGCCAGCCUCACCGCCAAGCAAAAGGGCAUCAUCAUCAGCGAGACGCACAGCGGAGAGGUGAAUAACGCGGUAUACGCCAGCUUGGUGACGCUCCGGUCACACGGCAAGGAUGGCGAACAGGUCAUUGAGGGGUAUGUCUCGGGACAGAGCAUAUACAUCUCCAAACUGGACCGAUUCAGCGCAACAUUCCAGCCGCAGGGGACGAUGUUGGUGUUGCACAACUACGACGAGCCAGGCAAGAUUGGCGGUGUAGGAACGGUCCUGGGCCGGCAUGGGAUCAACAUCACCUUCAUGCAGGUGGCCAGCCUGGAUGACGAGGAGAAGAAGGCGGAGGAAGGCAACGAGGCGCUCAUGAUUUUAGGUGUGAAGGGGAAAGUUGGCGUUGAAGUGGUGGAUGACUUGCAAAAAGCAGAAGGUAUUCUCAACGUAAGCCUGGUAAGGUUGUGA
Molecule: messenger RNA, 1704 nt
Organism: Colletotrichum spaethianum
Lineage: Eukaryota; Fungi; Ascomycota; Sordariomycetes; Glomerellales; Glomerellaceae
Product: D-3-phosphoglycerate dehydrogenase 2, chloroplastic
Exons: 1
Coding region: 1-1704 (567 amino acids)
Biological process (GO): L-serine biosynthetic process
Molecular function (GO): phosphoglycerate dehydrogenase activity; NAD binding
Source: RefSeq, a predicted model, not a curated record